Puccinia graminis f. sp. tritici CRL 75-36-700-3 is the source of this 3175-nucleotide messenger RNA. RefSeq lists its product as uncharacterized. The transcript is spliced from 5 exons. The annotation marks the transcript as partial. Gene Ontology annotation, cellular component: nucleus. Gene Ontology annotation, molecular function: DNA binding; ATP-dependent chromatin remodeler activity; ATP binding. The record is from RefSeq and is a predicted model, not a curated record. NCBI's taxonomy places the organism in Eukaryota, Fungi, Basidiomycota, Pucciniomycetes, Pucciniales, Pucciniaceae.
GCAAUCCUCGUCCCAUCAUCAUCAUCACCACCACCACCAUUACCAUCACGAUCCUCCUCCUCAUCGCCAUCAUCAUCACAAGGCUCUUCAUUGGUCAACGACCCACUCGCCUUCACAGUAUCCCCUCAAGUCUAUCUCAAGUCUCAAGCGCUUUCAAAGGACAAGGGCAAGAAGAAGACGCGUCGGAUCGCGCCCGACAGCUCAGAGGAGGAAGAACAAGAACAGCCACAGCCGACGACGAGCAAAGACAGGCGGACGAGGAGGAGGAUCGAUUCAGAUGAUUCAGAUGAACCAGUCACCAUCCUAGCCCCUAGUAAAGGCAACAAGAAGCUGGCCAACAAAAGGCCCCGUCUAGCUUCAAGCUCGACCAGCGGGUCUGACUCGGACCCUGAUUGUAGCAUCGCGAUCAUCUCUGCUCCCCAGACCCGUCCGACGACCAAGAAGUUGAGACGACGGAUUGCCUCCGACGAGGAACAAGAGGCAGAUGAGAACCUCGACGCGGAACAGGACGAAUGGAAACGCGGCUCUGAUGAGGACGAUGACGACGAAAAUCACCAUCAGAGAGUCUCCGAGGACGACGCGAUUCGGUUCUUCAACUCGUGUGACGUCGUAGAUUUACCAGCUGUCACGGCUUGCACUUUGGAACAGGCCAAGAUGAUUGUGGGCUGUCGACCGUUCAAAGACGCUGAGGAUAUGAAAUCCAAACUCCGAAAGAAGAAGGGCGUCAAUGCAGGGAUCUUGAAGAACUACCAAGACAUGAUGAAAGGCUACUUUGAGGUGGAUCGAGUGCUGAGUAAGUGUGAAAAGCAUGGACAAGAUUUAUCAUCGAUCAUGAAUAUCUGGGCCCGAGGGGUACAAUUAGCAAGUGAGACGACGGGUGGUGAAGGCUCGAAGAAAAAGGAGGAAGAAGGAGCGACAGAUCUAGUGAAUCAUUUGACGGAUGCCCAAGGGCUGACGACGGAGGAAGAGAGGAAAGCGUUUGCGGAUUACAUCUACACACAGCCUCCGACGGUGCCCAAGAAGAUCACCCUGAAAUCGUACCAGAUGUUGGGGAUCAACUGGAUGAACCUGCUCUAUUCGAAGGGACUCUCAUGCAUCUUAGCAGAUGAGAUGGGUCUGGGGAAGACGGCGCAGGUGGUGUGUUUCCUAUCUCAACUGAAGCUGGCCGGUCAGCCGGGGCCACAUCUUGUGGUUGUGCCCUCAUCAACACUGGAGAAUUGGAAGCGUGAGUUUGGGAACUUCAGCUCGAACCUGGUCGUCCGGGAGUACUAUGGCUCCCAAAUGGAGCGCAUGGAGCUGCGCUACGAGCUGAAGGCGAUGCCUGGGCUUGACGUGGUGAUCACCACCUACAACAUCGCCACUGGGACCGUCGAGGACCGUAAAUUUCUCGACCGGAUGCGCUUCGACGCCUGCGUCUACGACGAGGGCCACCAGCUCAAGAACUCCCAGUCGAAACGGUACAAGGACUUGAUGCGCAUGCACGUCCGUUGGCGUCUCUUGCUCACCGGCACGCCUCUCCAGAAUAACCUCCAGGAACUCGUCUCCCUUCUCAGCUUUAUCCUCCCCAAGAUCUUCGGUGGCCAGGCUCAGGAAGACCUCCGGAUGAUCUUCAAAGUCCCCUCUGAGGCCCAGGUGAAUCUCCUUGCUCAGACCCGAAUCACCAGGGCCAAGAAAAUGAUGAGCCCGUUCGUGCUCCGGAGGAAGAAAACUCAGGUGCUCAAGGAGUUACCGAAGAAGAUCGAGAAGGUCAUCUACUGCGACCUCGAACCUAAUCAAUCUGAGGCCUAUAAUCAAUUGAUCAAGAAAAGUAAAAAAUAUCUGAUGAAUUCUGCGGGUGUUGAAGAUGAUGAAGAGCUUGAAGAAGAAGAAGAAGUUGAGAGUUUCAAGAAGAAUGGUUUGUUAGGAGCCACAGCAGGAAAGAAGAGUCCGACGAAGAAGACGAUCGCCAAUUCGACCACCAACGUGUUGAUGGAACUACGCAAAGUAUCUAACCAUCCUUUACUCUUCCGACGUCAAUUCGAUGGACCGAUGCUGAGGAAGAUCGCUCAAGGAUGUCUGAAUGAGGUGGAGUUCUUCGACUGUUCAGUCGAGCUGAUCAUCGAAGAUCUCGAGGUGAUGUCAGACUUCGAGAUCGAUAGCUUUUGUGCUCAAUAUAAAUCUCUGCGUCGCUUCCAACUGUCUAGAGAUGAAUUCUUUAACUCGGGCAAAGUCAAAACUCUGCAACUCAUCCUUGCUUCCAAUAAUAAUCUUCAUGCCGACCCUUCUUCUUCUUCUAAAGAGAUUGAUAAGUCUAAGAUAGUUAAGCAGGAUUCUCCUAGUCGGUUCCUUAUCUUUAGCCAAUUCACUCAGAUGCUGGAUAUCUUGAAAGUCGUCCUUAAGCUUCUGGAUGUGAAGUUCUUGGUGCUUACGGGCCAAACUAAUGUGACAGAACGACAAUCAUUAGUCGACCAAUUCACCAAUGAUCCAUCAAUCACUGUAUUCUUGUUAUCGACUAGGGCCGGUGGGUUGGGCUUGAACUUGAUGGCUGCAGACACGGUGAUCCUUUUCGACCAGGACUUCAACCCUCAUAACGAUCGACAAGCCGAAGACCGUGCUUAUAGGCUCGGCCAAACUCGGGACGUCAAGGUGUUCAAGUUGAUCUCUAAGGGGACUAUCGAGGAAGAUAUCUUGCAGCUUGCUUCGACUAAGAUCGAGAUCGACAACUCGAUCUCUAACCCUACUCCUACCGUCACUUCAGAAACAGCAACAGCCACCCCCACCACCACCCAUACAACAACAACAACAGCCACACGAACUACUGAUAAAGAUACUGCCACUGGCGUAGAAACUAAUGAGCGUUCGCUGCCUUCGGCUGAUCCGGUUAAUCAUCCUCCUCCUCUGUCCGAAAACUUGGUCAAAAAAUCACUCAUCAAUCGGUUCAGGAAUCGCGUCUUAUCUUCUAAUGUCGACCCGUAACUCCUCCUCUUCUUCUCCACUUCUUCUUGGUAUGAGUUUUUUUUUUUUUUUCCUUUCUUUCUUUCUUUCUUGAAUCAAUCAAUCAAUCAAGUAUAAGCACUUAUAGUUAAUAUAUAUAUAUAUACAUAUAAUUUUAGAUGUAGUUUCUUUUUUUAGAUACUUGUGCUAAGAAAAUACAUAGAUGUGAUACUCCAUAUAUAUGUGACAUAUGUGUGCUUUU